AUCAAAAAUAAAUAAUCACUGCAGAAGGAGAAGCGCACAAGUUUUCCGCCUACUUGCCAGGAACCAGGAAAUAAUCAUGGUAUUUUGAUACAUAGGUCCACUCUCACUUGAUUUUAGUCGUUGUGACAUAUUUACUUUCUGUUACUUUCGUGGUCGACGGAGUUUGUUGCAGCUAUGGCAUCGUUAUUCAAGAAAAAGACCGUAGAUGAUGUUAUUAAAGAACAGAACAAAGAACUGCGGGGAACGCAGAGACAGAUUACGAGAGACCGGACAGGACUGGAAAAACAGGAAAAACAGCUGGAGAUGGAAAUCAAGAAAAUGGCAAAGACAGGAAACAGAGAGGCCUGUAAAGUUUUAGCCAAGCAGCUUGUUCAAGUGAGGAAACAGAAAACGCGCUCAUAUGCCGUCAGUUCUAAGGUCACCUCCAUGUCCACACAAACCAAGCUAAUGAACUCCCAGAUGAAGAUGGCUGGUGCCAUGGCCACAACCACCAAAACAAUGCAAGCUGUCAACAAAAAGAUGGAUCCGAAGAAGACAAUGCAGACCCUGCAGAACUUCCAGAAAGAGACUGCAAAGAUGGACAUGACAGAAGAGAUGAUGAAUGACACACUGGAUGAGAUCUUUGAGGAUUCUGGUGAUGAGGAAGAAUCUCAGGACAUUGUGAAUCAGGUGUUGGAUGAAAUUGGAAUUGAGAUCUCAGGAAAGAUGGCUCAUGCCCCUUCAACUGGCCGAAAGCAACCAAGCGCCGCUACAUCCAAAGCAGAUGGGAUAUCAGAUGAGGAGAUUGAGAGACAGCUCAAAGCUCUAGGAGUGGACUAGUGCUCGUGCACACAUGCACUCAAACACCUGAUUAUUGCCUGGCAACAGCACACAAUCCACAGAUUCACAAACACGCAUUAGAAUACAUUCAUAACAAAUACAAAUGCAUAGACAGAUGCUGAUAAAUGGACAGUCCAAAAGCUUGUCCAAAAACUCACAGUCACGGACCUGCCUUCUCUGGGAUAACGUGCCACAGAUGGCAAAUGCAAUUUUUGUUUAUUUUUGCUAUUCAUUUAUGACAAUGAGAGAUGACUAUUGAGGUUGUUUAGGACCCUUUCAGGUGAAUCUCAGUUUCAUCUGGCUUUAGAAGGACAAAAAUAACAAGAACAAGUUUGAAUACAUGUGUUGUAAAUGAAUACAUACAAUGCCUUCGAGACUAAGGCGGAUGUGUUCCCUUGAAA
Messenger RNA from Sinocyclocheilus rhinocerous, 1220 nucleotides. Its product is annotated as charged multivesicular body protein 2b. Lineage: Eukaryota; Metazoa; Chordata; Actinopteri; Cypriniformes; Cyprinidae. The record is from RefSeq and is a predicted model, not a curated record. Gene Ontology annotation, biological process: vacuolar transport. The coding region runs from base 175 to 819 and encodes 214 amino acids. The transcript has 6 exons.